This is a messenger RNA of Solenopsis invicta (red fire ant), 1328 nucleotides long. Its product is annotated as farnesyl pyrophosphate synthase-like. Gene Ontology annotation, molecular function: (2E,6E)-farnesyl diphosphate synthase activity; dimethylallyltranstransferase activity. The record is from RefSeq and is a predicted model, not a curated record. Gene Ontology annotation, biological process: trans, trans-farnesyl diphosphate biosynthetic process. Gene Ontology annotation, cellular component: cytoplasm. The transcript has 6 exons. Bases 345 to 1328 code for a protein of 327 amino acids. NCBI's taxonomy places the organism in Eukaryota, Metazoa, Arthropoda, Insecta, Hymenoptera, Formicidae.
CGAAAAUGACUCAUUCUAAUCUAAUGGAAUGGAUGAUGAAGGAGAAAAUACAGCUUCUAGCAAUAUGGCCAAGUAUUGUUGAAGACCUCACGGAUUCAAGGAUAGACAAUGAUAUCCUUAACAGACACAUGACAAAAGUAUUAGAAUAUAAUGUUCCGGGAGGAAAACAAUUUAGAGCAUUAAUGUUAAUAUAUGCUUAUCAGUUAUUAGCAAACAAACAACUUACAAAAGAAAAUAUUCAUCUAGCACGGAUUGUAGCAUGGUGUUUGGAACUGGUGUGUAAUUUAGUGAAACGUAUGUACGUUCUUAUCUGAUACGAUUUUAAACAGUCUUUAAAAACACAGAUGCAAGCUGCUGCUCUCAUGGUUGACGAUAUUCAAGACAAAUCAGUACUUCGUCGAGGUCAACCAUGUUGGUACCGAAGCGAUAAUGUAGGGUUGUCAGUAAUAACAGAUGCUCUAAACUUAGAAAAUUCUGUAUAUUAUCUACUUCAAAAGUACUUCAAAGGGAAAGACUGCUAUGUUAAUCUACUAGAAACAUUCCAUGAUAUGGCACUAAAAACAAUAGAUGGCCAAAUAUUAGACCUACAGCUGUCUAAAAAUUUUAGAAAGAAGCUAAAUUUGAACUUAUUCACAUUGGAUCAAUACAGGUGUAUUGUCAAGAACAAAACGUCGUAUUAUUCAUUUGUUUGUCCACUAUUCUUAGCAAUGCAUUUAGCUGGAAUAAAAGACCCAGAAAAGUUUAAGCAAGCAGAAACGAUUUUAUUGGAAAUUGGACAUUUAUUCCAAGUCCAAGAUGACUUUUUGGAUUUCUUUGGAGAUUCAGAAGCCACUGGCAAAGACAGCACUGAUAUACAACAAGGAAAAUGUACGUGGUUUGUUGUAAUGGCUCUUCAACGCGCCACUCCAAAACAGCGUGAAAUUUUAGAAGAAUGUUACGGAUUUUCGGAUCCGGAAAAAGUCAAACGCGUGAAACGACUUUUUACCGAUUUGGAUUUGCAAAAAAUUUACACGUCAUACAAAGAACAAGCAUAUAAUCUAUUAAAUCAGUGCUCGGAGUUAGUUGCUCAUUUCGAGCCGAUUCUUGAAGCGACGCCCACUGUCCCCCCACUGCCGCUCGCCACUCGACUGUCGAGUCGGCGAUCACGCGGCAGGCGCUCUGCAUCAGGAGCGUCUCUGAGUAAAAAAUACGCUACGCUACCAGCGUAUUUUUCACUCAGAGACGCUCCUGAUGCAGAGCGCCAGCCGCGUGAUCGUCGGCUCGAACGUCAAGCGGCAAACGGUAGUGGGGGAAUAGUGGGCCACUCUUCAGGAAUCGGCUCGAAAUGA